CCAAGUCCUCUAUAUCAACCGACCAUGGUUCUUUUCCUAGAGCCUCGUCUCUUCGAUGCUAAGUCCUAUUCUGGGGGAAUCAGAUCCCUGCGUUGCGGGGGGGAGUAGGUGCCUGGUCAGUCAAUAGCCAUCAUUAAUACUCAAGACAGUGCAACACAGCACUUGGGUUCCUCAAGAGACCCUGAAACGUAUUCAAUCGCACCACUACGAAAAUGGUUGACUCAGCAAACCAAGUACGUCCGAAAGCGGGUUCAGGGCCACAGAACGGGACCUUCUCCUACUUCAAGUACAAUCCCGAGGUCCACGACUAUGAGAAGCCCUUUGAGAUCCUUAUCAACCUUCCUUCCAUCGAGAAUGACCCCGAAAGGUUCAGACGUACAAACCAGCAAUUUGAGGACCGCACCACCGUUGUCGAAGAUGUUAGAGGCAGAGAAGACCAAUUCACCCUCGAUAAGCAGAGCGUCUGCUGGAGGAAAUGGGAAGGUCCAAAAGACUGGGCUGGACUUGGGGCUGACGCUAUUCAAAGCAAAGGCCAUGAUUGGAUUCGAGAUGGUUACAUCAAAGACGUAGAGCAGUUCAUAAAAUUGACACUGGAAAGCCAGGAUGGCAAGCCAAUUGACUUUGUCAAGGUGUUCGACUAUAAGUUGAGAUCGAGCCUGGAUAUGGAGAACUUCCAUUCAAGGACUCUAGACUUGAACAACGGCUUGGACAGGAUGAUACCGGUAACCCAUCCUCACGUUGAUCAGAGUUACAAAGGCGCUAUAACCAGACUCGAGGUACACCUACCCGAAGACGCUGAGCGUCUGAGGAAGACAAGGUUCAGAAUUGUAAACGUUUGGAAACCACUCACGACUGCCACCAACUGGCCGCUGGCAAUAUGCGACUCAAGUACGGUGCGCGAAGAAGACCUCGUCACGACGGAUCUAGUUCGGCGGAAGUAUGUAGGCGAGACGUUCUAUUCGAGAUUUAACCCGAGGCAUAAGUGGUAUUAUCUCUCCAACCAGGAACCCAACGAGGUGACAAUGCUGAAGAUACACGACUCAUCAGUGGAUGCUAGAGUAAGAUUCUGUCUACACUCGUCUUUCAAGAUCGAAGGAGUUGAAGACUGUGGACGGGAGAGCUUUGAAGUGCGGGCCUUUGUAUUUGACAAGGAAGAGUGACACAGAUCUAGGUAGUGAAGCAUGUGCUAGACCAAGCGGGCAUUCUCACUUUAAUCAUUUGUUUUACCUAACUUGAGUCUUCGACCCCC
Durotheca rogersii is the source of this 1249-nucleotide messenger RNA. RefSeq lists its product as uncharacterized. The record is from RefSeq and is a predicted model, not a curated record. The transcript has 5 exons. Bases 213 to 1160 code for a protein of 315 amino acids. Lineage: Eukaryota; Fungi; Ascomycota; Sordariomycetes; Xylariales; Xylariaceae. Gene Ontology annotation, molecular function: oxidoreductase activity.